Molecule: messenger RNA, 558 nt
Organism: Exophiala xenobiotica
Lineage: Eukaryota; Fungi; Ascomycota; Eurotiomycetes; Chaetothyriales; Herpotrichiellaceae
Exons: 2
Coding region: 1-558 (185 amino acids)
Source: RefSeq, a predicted model, not a curated record
AUGGCAGUCUCUUAUUCGAGCAUCGGUCAGAAAGUACGCCGGAAAGCGAGAGGCAGACUCGACCCUCAUCAAUUGUUUGCGACUAAGCGACGAAGACUAGACACAGCAGAGAGUCGACAGCACAACAGCGAGCUACGAAAGUUGAUCACGAGUCAAGCGGCCGAGACCGUCCAAAAGAUGCUGAUCCAGAGUUCUCAUCUCGCUGGCCAUUUUCAAGAUGCGCUUGGCCGUGUGUCCCUUUCGUCGGAAGUCCUGCGCGACGAGAUUCUGCAGGAAUUGAUGCGAACGAAAGAGGAGCUUCAGCGUGAGCUGAAGACCGAUUUCUGGCGCAAUGUGAACUCAUCAACAUUGCUCACAACGCCCGACCUAUCGAAUCCGGAACGUUAUGCGCGGAUUCGAUCACGUUCAAAGAGAAACGCCCCUGUAAGAUACACCAAAGCUGUUGUGCGAUGGCUACCUGACGACCCAAGUCCCGACGGAAGCAAUCCGGACUCGAACCAGGACGAGCAUCUGGUACAGCUCCUGACAGCCGACCGGAUCUGGAAGGCUGGCUCUUGA